UUGAUUUCAUGCCUCGACCUAACCUCCUGCAUUCUUUGUGUUCAGGUUUUGAGUCAUAGUCAUCCACUCGCUCAGCCUUUGAAUAUUGUGAAUAGAGCUUGUUUAUGUUUUGGUAUUUCAUGAUUUAGAUAUGGCAUCAUUGUAAUGAAAGUUGUUCUUGAAAAUUUUAAACUUGGAGUUUCUCAGUCGUUAAUAGCUUGGCUUUAGUUUAUACUGAGCUUUGUGAUUGUGAGUUCAAUGUUUGUCACUUCAUAAACAGUGAUGCAGUGAUGGGACUAGUUGAGACAGCUGCCGUUAGGUAGCUCUAGGAUCGUUCUUUCAAAUCAAAACUGAUUUCCGAGUGUCAGAGCUAACGCCAGCUCAGACGUUGUGGAUGAGAGUAGCAGCAGAGAGGACGCUUUGUGAAUAUUGAUAGUGAAGUCAGUGACAAGCAUGGUGUAAUGUAACUCAAUCUUGCUGUAAACGUUUUCGGAAAAUAGGCUUAAAAUCGUGUAAACUAUUCUAAUUGAAGUCUCAAAAUCACACAUUUUCAAUAAAAUAACUGCACUCUAGGAAUUGCCCAUCAGAUCAUUGUUUCAAACUGGAUUAGUUUUUUAUUCAGUUAAUGAAUAAUUUAAUAAGAAGUGUUUCUGACUUGUGGACUUUUCUGUGUUACUCAUCCCUUUUUAAAAAGACUGACCUGUUUUAAGUUUUGACUCAUUUUAAAGCUAGUCUAUAAAUUCGUCAAAAGACUGAACUAUUUGACACAAUAAGUGAAAUAUUUUAUUCUCAAAUAACUUUCAUGAACAAAAUAUGGAAUAAUUUUCGAGUGUAAGCUCUUCUACUUUUUGAACAAAUUUUAUAUCAAAGAAUAAUAUUUUAUCUAUUAAUAUUUUUAUUAGAAACAAAGUGCCACAUCUUGGCCAUUUGCUCAAUUUUGAACUGGUAGGUUUUCGACAAAUUUUAAGAAAAUUCUAGUAGAAAAGUUGGUGAUCAAGUUAAAUCAUAGAUAAAUCCAACACCAAUAUAUUUAUUGUUGUUAACUAUCAAACUAUAUGGAUUGUCAAAGGGUAACUAACAUUAUUAUAGUUUGAAAUUCAUAUUUAUAUCGUCUUCAAGUUCCUAAUAGACAAUUUUUUAUCACAAUAGAUCUUACAAAUAAGUGAAAUUAAGGAGUGUAGCAGUUCUUCAAAUAACAGUUGAAAUUUUUAUCUAGUGCCUUCCGAUUUGAAAAGUUCUACGUUUUUAGUGCAGAUUCAUAAAAACAUUGUAAGUGAAUCUUCCUUCUAGUUUAAACAGCAAAUAUCAUAAGUGAAAGACCUAUCAAGAGUUUUCCAAUUUGAAGAAAUUGCUACGUUUCUGCUGUUACAAGCUUGUCAAUACCUUAAGGUAGAGAUGGUGGCCGAUAUGGUGACGAUGGCCAGCGAUGUGGUGUCGCAGAACGGGACGAUGGCCAGCGAUGUGGUGUCGGAAAGCACGCUGCUGCCGAAAGCGGUGGGCGUGGUUGCGUUCGUGGUGGGCUCCCUGCUGAUGGGUUUGCUGCCGAUGGCUCUGCAGCGCCGCUACCGAGAGACAUUCAGCGGCGACGCCCUGUCGCCGACCGGCUUCUUCGGACAGAUAUCCGCGUUCGGCGGAGGGGUCCUACUCAGCACCACCUUUUUACAUCUGCUACCGGAGGUUCGGGAAGGUGUCGAAGAUUUGCAGAAGGAGAAAGAGUUAGCUGACGAUGAAGCCCUGCCAUUGGCUGAGCUGCUCAUGUGUGUGGGAUUCAUAUUCCUGUACAUAGUGGAGUCGGUGGCUCACAGGUAUGUGUCUCACACUCAUGUGCACCAUGUGGAGGCUGACAACGGAGACAAAGUGGUCGAGUUUGUUAACAAGGUGUACAACAAAUCGUCGCCACAGCACACCAUGGAGAACGGGCACACCACUGACAACGAUGACGUAACCAUCAUGAGUCGCGUGGACACCAAGGACCCUGAGAAGGCCAAAAUCACUAACGGUGUCACCAACGACUAUGGCGCCGCCGUCACCAACAACGAUCAUCUCUCAGCAUCCGCAUCCAAUCAUAAUCAUGCUGCGAUUUUCGACGAGGUCACUGGCAAAAACUUUUUGUUAGUUUUUGCGCUCUCAAUCCACGAGGUGUUCGAAGGUCUGGCGAUCGGGCUGGAGUCGAGCCGGGAGGCGGUGUGGUACAUGCUGUUGGGUGUGGGUGCGCACAAGCUGAUCAUCGCCUUCUGCGUGGGCGUGCAGAUGUUGUCGAUGCGCGGGCGACCGAUGCUGGCUGUCAGCUAUGUGGUGCUGUUCGCGACCACCACCUCGCUGGCCAUUGUUGCCGGCGUCUUCAUAUCGGCGCAGUGCGGCCUGCUGUCUGUCGUCCUGCAGGGCUUGGCCACUGGCACCCUGCUCUACGUCGUCUUCUUUGAACUGCUCAAGCCGCAUGCACACAAGUCGCCCUGCUGUGGCGUCGUCGUCGGCUUCACCUUGAUGGCUGUGCUCAAGUAUUACACGCCCGAGUGAAGUACCAUAUUUGGGCUGACAUGGAGUUUACUGCGCAGCUGUGAUAAUGCUCAAUUAUUAGUCUAAGAUUGUUUGUUGAUAAUAUUGCUUAAAACUAAUAAUGAUGAUUUCAUUGUUGAACUGACUUGUUAACUUAUUUAUGUAGCUUUAGUGAUCAAAACCAAGUUUUUGUUAGUACCUUGAAUGAUCUUUUUUUCUAACAACUUCUUUUAAUAACUAUAACCAUAAACUAAUACUACAAGUAUUUUUUGAAAUAAGAUUUUAUAUUACCAAUAUUCAAUAAGUAUUCAUUAAGUACGAAUUUGAAGUUAUUGUCUUCCGUCCAGUUUUUUUUCAAAUAAAGGUUGUGUACUUUAUAAAGCCACAGAAAAUUUAUGGGAUUUUAUCUGUGCCAUCAUUGAAAGGAAGCCAAUGAAUGUUGAAAAAUUCAGCUAUUAUUAUAAGACUACCACUACAGUAGAAAAUGUAUUGGCAACAAUAAACUUUUUAUCGUAAA
This is a messenger RNA of Nilaparvata lugens (brown planthopper), 2992 nucleotides long. Its product is annotated as zinc transporter ZIP3. The coding region runs from base 1375 to 2496 and encodes 373 amino acids. Gene Ontology annotation, molecular function: zinc ion transmembrane transporter activity. The record is from RefSeq and is a predicted model, not a curated record. Gene Ontology annotation, biological process: zinc ion transmembrane transport. The transcript has 7 exons. Lineage: Eukaryota; Metazoa; Arthropoda; Insecta; Hemiptera; Delphacidae. Gene Ontology annotation, cellular component: plasma membrane.